Molecule: messenger RNA, 543 nt
Organism: Nothoprocta perdicaria
Lineage: Eukaryota; Metazoa; Chordata; Aves; Tinamiformes; Tinamidae
Gene: INKA1
Product: inka box actin regulator 1
Exons: 2
Coding region: 1-540 (179 amino acids)
Cellular component (GO): nucleus
Molecular function (GO): protein kinase binding; protein serine/threonine kinase inhibitor activity
Source: RefSeq, a predicted model, not a curated record
AUGAGCUCGGGCCCGGCGCCCGCGCCGCCGGCCCGCCGGGCCCGGCCCAAGUCCACAUCCGACGCCUGCCUGGAGCAGUGGCGGGUGCUGGAGCCGGGCGAUGCGCAGGACUGGACCGUGUCACUGCUGUCGCAGAGCCGCAACCGGCAGCCCCUGGUGCUGGGCGACAACUGCUUCGCCGACCUGGUGGAGAACUGGAUGGACCUGCCGGAGGUGGGCGCCGAGCCGCGGCGCCUGCCCGCCGCCGAGCCCCCCCGCUGGCUCGGCAAGCCCCACGGCUUCCUGCUCAACCUCUCGGGCAACGUGCGCCGCAAGCUGGCCAGCAUGGCCCGGCCCCGGGCGGCCGACGGAGCCCGCCGCGACGCCUCCAAGCGCCUCUCGUGCCCGCUGGCCCUAGGCGCCCAGCCCAAGGGCACCUACUUCCACCAGUCCCACAACAACCUGGCGCAGCUGGCCACGGACUUCAACCGCUUCACGGCCCUCAUGAACAGCCGCAGCCGCCAGCCCAUCAUCUGCAACGACGUGAUCGGCUACAUUUAGCGC